UGAUUUUUACAUAGCUCCACCCAUUUUCAACAUGGCGUCCACUAGCACUGCUAGUAGCAGCAGACUUGGCAGGGAUAUAGAACUCAGGGAAUCAGCCAGUGAUUGUAGGUUUUUCGACGAAAUAAUUAAAAAGUCCUUUAAAUGUUAUUCUGAUGCUGCUGAAGAUUUUAUGGAAAUAAAAGAAAACUAUGGCAUAGACAGCAUUGAAGAUAAACUCGACACUAUUGAGGAAUAUCUUGGUAACAUUGCAGCUGUCCAGUACGAAAUGGACAAUAUUAAAAAAGUUAUUGGAGAGGGCGAUAAUAUACUCCAAGAAUAUUCAGAAUCGGAAGAAAACAGUGAAUCUGUUAUCGAUAUUUUUGACAGGCAUCUUGAAAACUUCAAAUCUCAAGAUACCAGAAAUGUGAAUACUCAUCCAGCUGUGAUUGAGUAUAAGAGGAUCACAGAGAAAGAGAUAGAGGGAGAAAGAGGUGCUCUGGAAGGCGAUGAAGACCUAAUGAUGGGUCAAGUUCAGCGAUCUCUAACUUGUCCUAUUACACUGAAGGACCUAGAGAAACCAGUGAAGAAUACGACUUGUGGACACAUUUAUUCAAAAGAUGCUGUACUGGCACACGUGCGCUCCCGUCCAGCUGGCAGAGCAAAGUGUCCUGUUGGAGGUUGCCCUGAAAUGAUACUAGAGCACAACUUGGAGGCAGAUAAAGACACAGAGAGAGCACUUAGGAGACAGAGAAAGUAAAGUAAACUAACCAUUCACUUAUUAUCGUCUUUAUUAUAACAUUAUUGAUCACUUUGAUAGCAUGUAUGUACAUGUAUGUAUGUAUUAUCAAUUUCUCCAAUGUUUAUCUCAGUUAGUA
Amphimedon queenslandica is the source of this 854-nucleotide messenger RNA. Its product is annotated as E3 SUMO-protein ligase NSE2-like. Lineage: Eukaryota; Metazoa; Porifera; Demospongiae; Haplosclerida; Niphatidae. The transcript has 4 exons. The record is from RefSeq and is a predicted model, not a curated record. Gene Ontology annotation, biological process: double-strand break repair via homologous recombination; protein sumoylation. Gene Ontology annotation, molecular function: SUMO ligase activity; zinc ion binding. Gene Ontology annotation, cellular component: nucleus; Smc5-Smc6 complex. The coding region runs from base 32 to 736 and encodes 234 amino acids.